This is a messenger RNA of Lottia gigantea (owl limpet), 390 nucleotides long. RefSeq lists its product as hypothetical. The annotation marks the transcript as partial. The record is from RefSeq and is a predicted model, not a curated record. NCBI's taxonomy places the organism in Eukaryota, Metazoa, Mollusca, Gastropoda, Lottiidae. The transcript has 5 exons.
UAUUAUGCAUAUUUUUACUGUAUUCUAACAACAGUCUGUAUAUUCUUACUAUAUUCUAACAGCAGUCUGUAUAUUCUUACUUCUGUAUAUUCUUACUGUAUUCUAACAACAGUCUGUAUAUUCUUACUAUAUUCUAACAGCAGUCUGUAUAUUCUUACUUCUGUAUACUCUUACUGUAUUCUAACAACAGUCUGUAUAUUCUUACUAUAUUCUAACAACAUUUAUUAUGCAUAUUUUUACUGUAUUCUAACAACAGUCUGUAUAUUCUUACUAUAUUCUAACAACAUUGAGCAUAUUCUUACUUCUGUAUAUUCUUACUGUAUUCUAACAACAUUCUAUAUAUUCUUACUGUAUUCUAACAACAUUCUAUAUAUUCUUACUGUAUUCUAA